Nicrophorus vespilloides is the source of this 2070-nucleotide messenger RNA. RefSeq names its product delta and Notch-like epidermal growth factor-related receptor. Gene Ontology annotation, cellular component: protein-containing complex; plasma membrane. The record is from RefSeq and is a predicted model, not a curated record. Gene Ontology annotation, biological process: establishment or maintenance of epithelial cell apical/basal polarity; heterophilic cell-cell adhesion. Gene Ontology annotation, molecular function: calcium ion binding. NCBI's taxonomy places the organism in Eukaryota, Metazoa, Arthropoda, Insecta, Coleoptera, Silphidae.
AUACCGGAAGACUGUGGUGACUGCGAUACAUCCGGCACCAGUCGUCCCUUGUGUACCCCGGCUACCCUCAGCUGGGAUGGCGCCAUCGAGAUUCAAAGUGGUGACGUCCUGUUGGUGAGGAUUGAUGACUCCCAUCUACUUCGACAGGAAUCUCAUGUGAAUCAAAGCGAACCCAGAGAUUUGGAUCAUGAAAGGAUGAUGCACGAACCGCCGACUGCUGUAUAUCAGGUGACCCGCACUGGCCACGACAACUGCGAUGUGACGGAGGGUGUCCUGCUGGACAUAACACCUCUGAAGAUCGAUGCCCGCAAGGUUGUCACUCUGUACGACAAGGACCUAACCGAAGGCAUCAACUUGCUCAUAGUCGUCUCUCAAUCAUGGGACAGCGAGUGCGUUCGUCUUAAAGUGGUCGUCAAAUCCGACAAUUGCGGCGAGAACGAGGAUUGCUCCGGAAAGGGUCUGUGCUUCUCCAACUCCUCAAUGGAGGGCUUUGAAUGCCAAUGCUGUCCCGGCUUCGUGGGACCGCAUUGCGAGGAACAGGACGCCUGCUUCCCCAACCCUUGCACGAACAGUGGCAUUUGCGUUGACAUCUCACAAGGACACGAAGGAUCGAUGUAUCAGUGCCUGUGUCCUUACGGAUUUACUGGUAAGAUCUGCGAGGAGGAGACGGAUCCUUGUACUUCGAUGCCUUGUCAGAAUGGGGCAAAAUGCAUAGGAAACGCGACCGCCUUCCUGUGCGAAUGUCCCAGAGGAUACACGGGAGUCCUGUGCCAGCACAACCUGAACGAGUGCGAAUCUUCGCCCUGUGUAAACGGAAUUUGCGUUAGCCACGAUGACGGAUACAAAUGCUUUUGUCAACCUGGAUACACCGGCGAAAACUGCGAGUUGCAGUACAACGAAUGCCAGUCCUCGCCCUGCGUCAAUGGUGGUACAUGCAUCGACCAGAUCGGAGGAUUCACCUGCAACUGCGGCAGAGGCUUCACCGGUCACCGAUGCCACAUCAAGGUGGACCUCUGCGAACCGAACCCUUGUCCCGCUCCCAGGUACUGCAAGGACCUUGGUAACAGCUACUCCUGCUUCUGUCCGAACGGAUUCUCCGGUAUCGACUGUCUGCAAACCUAUCGCCCGGCAUGCAGCACUAAUCCGUGCAACAAUGGUGGUACUUGCUGGAGCAGCAUGAAUUCCUUCUACUGCGCUUGCAGACCUGGGUUCACCGGAAAAACAUGCGAAGAGGAGUUUUACGUGGAAAAAAUUUCAGCAAAGGAGAGCAUCAUCAAAGAGAACGGCAUGGAUUUGGAGAUGCCCAUCUCCAUACACUUUGACCAUUUGCACAGUUUCUACAUCGCCGCCGGCACCCUUCUCUCCGCUGUUCUGAUCGUAUUGGUCAUCGUUACCGUCUGCCAUUGCAGGGUUAAUAAAACUUAUAAGCGCUUCACCCUCAGGACGUAUCCGCUUUGGGGUCCCGGUCGUCCGGCUGAGCCGACUGUUCCACCGGCUAAUAACAGCGAGUGGUUCUCCAAUAAGGACAAGGCACCCAUGGCUACACCCAGUCGCAGUUUGCCAUCGCUGGAUACCACUGACAUGUACUACACCUUGGACUUUGGCGAGAGCCAGAGUUCACCGCUGAUUCAGUAAAGUUCAGAUCGCGGUUGGAUUCUCCCCGGUGCGGGUUGGAUUUGGGAAUUGGAGUCACCGGGGUUAAAAAAAAAGUUUAAAAAAAUAUACACUGAUGAAAAAAAAUAUGGUGCACUUUCACACGCAUUUUAACCAAAACCAAAAAAAAUAUAUAUAUAACGCAUAUAUAACCGCAAACGUAACGUUUGAAAGUCCCUCGCAGCGAAUUAAAGGAAAGACAUAAUGUAGUAGCAUAGGAUUAUAAAAUAAACACAUGAAAUGUUCUCUGUUCAAUGUAUAUUAGCCGAAUACAAAAAUUGCAUCCUAUAAAAAAUAAUAUAAUAAUAUAUAUUCUGGUGUAUUCGGCUGUACCCUCGCAUUGUAGUAGUAUUUAUUUUUUUUUGUCGAUGUUAAACCUCCUCUAAAAAUGUUGCAGAAGCAUACGAUGAUGAUGAU